Messenger RNA from Archocentrus centrarchus (flier cichlid), 1068 nucleotides. RefSeq names its product ENY2 transcription and export complex 2 subunit (gene eny2). Gene Ontology annotation, molecular function: transcription coactivator activity. Gene Ontology annotation, cellular component: nuclear pore; SAGA complex. The record is from RefSeq and is a predicted model, not a curated record. Lineage: Eukaryota; Metazoa; Chordata; Actinopteri; Cichliformes; Cichlidae. Bases 40 to 444 code for a protein of 134 amino acids. The transcript has 6 exons. Gene Ontology annotation, biological process: mRNA export from nucleus; positive regulation of DNA-templated transcription.
AACACCGCCACCGCGUGGCCUAACAGGGUACUGCAUCAAAUGGCUGCAAGGCGUAGGAACCAUCGACCCAAACGGUGUUUCCUCUCGGAAGCUACGCCACCGAUUCUGGUAAAGACUGAGACCUCUGCAUUCAACUUUCUCUGGAAGUCAAAAACUAUGAGUAAGGAGUCCAGAAUGAGAGCUACAAUAAACCAAAAGCUGACCGAGAUGGGGGAAAGAGAGAGAUUGAAAGAGAUACUGAGGGCUCGGCUCACUGAGUGCGGCUGGAAGGACCAGAUGAAGGCUCACUGCAAAGAAGUCAUCAAAGAAAAGGGCUUGGAGCAUAUUACCGUGGAUGACCUGGUUGUAGAAAUCACUCCCAAAGGCAGAGCCUUGGUGCCAGACAGCGUAAAGAAAGACCUUCUGCACAGAAUAAGAGCCUUCUUAGCUCAGCAUGCCUCAUAAUUUAGAUUGUUUCAUUACACCACUUGUCUAUACUACCCUGAUACAGAUUUAUAUUUCUCACGAGUUCAGUGAAUUCUCAGUCAGCCACAACAUUAAAACUACCUCCUUAAUAUUCUGCUUUGACAUCAGCUCAUGGGCACAGAACCUGUCUGUCCUGUCUGACCGAGACAUUGGAAGUGGAUCAUUUUGCAGCACUGGGCCUCAGGAUUGUUCCAGCUCAUCAUGAGGACACCCAGUCCGGUUGGGACCUUGGCCAUUUUGUGGCCGGGUCAGUCAUGUUGUCAAGCUGGUCCUGAGCAGUGUUUGCAGUGAGGUAGGGUUUGUUGUCCUGCUGGGUGGGGGGGGGCUUGAUCUGUCACAAUGUGCCCAUGGUAAGUGAUGAAUACUGGCAUUUGAAGUUUCCCAGCAGAACAUGGCAAUUUAAUGAAAUGAUGGAUGUUAUAUACAUCUCGUGUGAGUGGUUUUACUGUUGUGGCUGAUCAUACAGAGUACUGAGAGAUCCAGUUGUUUCUACCAAUCCUGUGGCUCCCCUUAUCACAUUUAUGUAAAUAUACCUACCUUGCUCAUGUAGUCAUCCUUUGUACAUGAGAUGUGCUGUUUAAAUAAAGUUUUUGCUUCUUUCAA